Messenger RNA from Aspergillus glaucus CBS 516.65, 900 nucleotides. RefSeq names its product thioesterase family protein. The coding region runs from base 1 to 900 and encodes 299 amino acids. The transcript is spliced from 2 exons. NCBI's taxonomy places the organism in Eukaryota, Fungi, Ascomycota, Eurotiomycetes, Eurotiales, Aspergillaceae. The record is from RefSeq and is a predicted model, not a curated record.
AUGACGCAGCAACAGUCCUCGCCUUUACUGGAGGCAUUGUCCUGCCUAUCCGUCGCGCAUGGGUCGCGCAAUUGUUUUACAGCGGAGAUUUCGAGGGAUUGGACGACGCAGCUCGCUGUGCUGGGAGGUUUUCUCAAUGCGUUGAUGCUAUCUGCAACUCAGAAAUACCUAGAACUCGAAUUCGGACCUGGACGAUAUCCUCAUCCCAUCCAUACCUUCGUUCAGUUCCUUAAUAUGGUCCCGGCUGGGUCGGUGGUUAUCACAUGCCAUACUCUACGUACCUCGUCUCGACAAUGCGUGGUGAGGGUCGAAUUAUCCCGGAAUACCGAGUCUCAAUCGCCCACCACGGUGGCUAUCAUCGCAUACGGCGACCUCUCAAAAGAAAAAGGCAUCUCGCAGGAUACCAAGCCCGUUAUCACGACACUCCCGAACAGACACACAGAAUGCGUUCCUAUCGACGACCCCGUGGUCGAUGCUACACCGGUGACACGGAAGCUACACUGGAUUGCCCCUAAUGCCAACGGUCUCUGGGGUCACCGGCUGGGAGGUCAUUACCGGGAGGUUUGGUUGUCAUUAAGAGACGGAUCGAAAAUGUCUAGCGUUUUUCACCUAGCAGUCAUGACGGAUAUGCCGCUGCAACCUCCCGCCACGCAUGAACUAGGGUUCUACACGCGAUACGCACUGUCCACGCUCUGCUUGUCAGUGGAGUUCAAGAAGAUUCCGCAUCCCGAUACGCGGUGGGUGAUGACGCGAUCGCAUUCGAAUAAGGUAUCCAACGGCCGGUACGACGUGAAUGUGCAGAUUCUCGACGAGUCCGGUGAGCUGUUGGCUUUGAGUAACCAUGUGGUAUAUAUUGUUCCUCUUCGACCUCCGCCUAAGCCCAAGACUUCGAAGAUGUGA